GUAUCGACGUGAAAUUGAACCUCCGAGGAGGUUACGCGUUAGUAAAUAUUAUUUAUGUCACUUGAGUGACCGUAAACAAUGAACUUUAAUUCUAACUUCAUUGAUUUCUUCUGUUUCCACUAAUCCUACCUUAACAUUCUUUAUGUGACUCCUGACAAUGAUAAGAAUACUGUCAGUUUCAAAGAAGUAUGUAAUUCAGGAAGCAACAAACCUAGCUUUUGGCUUAUUUUUCCAGGCAAUAAGAACAAAAUAUACGGGGAUACUUGUAAGAAUCAUCAACAUUCCAUAGCCGGUUUCUUUGGGACUUGCAUACAUAGGAACUACAGUGACAAAGACCG
This is a messenger RNA of Clunio marinus, 338 nucleotides long. The record is from the annotation of a GenBank genome assembly. Lineage: Eukaryota; Metazoa; Arthropoda; Insecta; Diptera; Chironomidae.